Trichomonas vaginalis G3 is the source of this 375-nucleotide messenger RNA. Its product is annotated as protein of unknown function (DUF4326). NCBI's taxonomy places the organism in Eukaryota, Parabasalia, Trichomonadida, Trichomonadidae. The transcript has a single exon. The coding region runs from base 1 to 375 and encodes 124 amino acids. The record is from RefSeq and is a predicted model, not a curated record.
AUGUCUACAUCUGCUGCUAAUGUCAGGUAUCCUAAAAUUGUUGAUGUCCACAAAGAAAGUCUUCUUCAACGUGGAUAUAAAAGUUUUGCACAGUGGAAAAGCGAUGAAGAUCAUUUAUAUAUUGGAAGAGAUAUGAGUCAAUAUGUUCCUGGAGCAGUUGGUUCUCGCCUGCAGAAUCCAUAUAAAGUCAAAGAAUAUGGACUUGAAAGAUGUCUUGAAUUAUAUUACGAAAAAUUCAAGAACGAAGAUCUUUCAUUUCUUCUUGAAUUCAAAGAACUCGGUUGUUGGUGCCACAACAGAAACGACGUUCCAAAUCCCUUAAAGACUGUCAAUGUCAUGGGGAUGUCUUGUUAUUCAUUCUUUACUCAAAAUUGA